This is a messenger RNA of Brassica rapa (field mustard), 1450 nucleotides long. Its product is annotated as probable xyloglucan endotransglucosylase/hydrolase protein 25. The record is from RefSeq and is a predicted model, not a curated record. Gene Ontology annotation, cellular component: apoplast; cell wall. Lineage: Eukaryota; Viridiplantae; Streptophyta; Magnoliopsida; Brassicales; Brassicaceae. Gene Ontology annotation, biological process: cell wall biogenesis; xyloglucan metabolic process. Gene Ontology annotation, molecular function: xyloglucan:xyloglucosyl transferase activity; hydrolase activity, hydrolyzing O-glycosyl compounds.
GUCACAAUCUUAAAAUAUAUAAUUGUUAUGUAUCACGAUCAUGUUAAUUAGCAACUUUGAAGAACCAAACUUUAUAUAGUAAGAUAAAUUUAGUUCAAAUAUCAAUGUUUCAUUUCACUAUAUCGAAAACUGACCAAAACUCUGGUCAGACAAGACUUAUUACCGAAACCAAAAAGCAGCACACGUAGCAUGAGGCAAAACUAAGCACAUGACUUCACAACAACCAGAUGUUCACAUAUUAAACAAAACAAGAGUCACAAACGGCGAACCAAACUCCAAAAAUACUAAAACUGGCCUUCCUUGUAUAAAACCCACCCCAACACAUACGGUCCCAAUGAAUGAUUUCACUUCUCAAUCUUACUGACACACAAGCAUGGACCGUCAUUCCACUUUGAUCUUAUCUAUAUUACUCAACGCUUUGACCACAACCUUCUUCUCUCCGGUUUAUGCCGGAACUUUCGACAGAGAAUUCGAUAUCACUUGGGGUGGUGGUCGUGGGAAAGUCCUAAACAAUGGAGAGCUUCUCACUCUUUCUCUCGAUAGAGCCUCCGGAUCUGGAUUCCAAUCCAAGAAAGAGUCUUUGUUCGGAAAAAUUGAUAUGCAAAUCAAACUCGUCCCUGGAAACUCUGCCGGAACCGUCACUACCUACUAUCUAAAGUCGAAAGGUGAUACGUGGGACGAGAUAGAUUUCGAGUUUCUUGGUAAUCUAACUGGUGAUCCGUAUGUGAUGCAUACAAAUGUGUAUACUCAAGGCAAAGGUGAUAGAGAACAACAAUUUCAUCUCUGGUUCGAUCCAACGGCUGAUUUUCACACUUACUCUGUUCUAUGGAACCAUCAUCACAUCGUUUUCUUGGUUGAUGGAAUUCCGAUUAGACAAUUCAAGAACUUAGAACAUAGGAGAAUUCCAUAUCCAAAAAUGCAGCCAAUGAGGCUCUACUCGAGUCUCUGGAACGCGGACCAGUGGGCUACGAGAGGAGGGCUUGUUAAGACCGACUGGUCCAAGGCGCCAUUCACCGCUUCUUACAGAAACUUUAGAGCGGACGCAUGUGUCUCGUACACUGGAAAACCAUCUUGCCCAGCCGGUUCACCAAGAUGGUUGUCUCAUAGGUUUGAUCUAACGGCGGAAAAUAAUAUGAGGGUAGUGCAGAGGAAGUUCAUGGUUUAUAACUAUUGUACGGAUUCCAAGAGGUUUCCUCAAGGAUUUCCUAAGGAGUGUGGUAUUCACUAGCUUCACGGCUUGUAUAGUUAAUUAAUGGUACUUCGAAUGUAUGUAUUGUUACGUGUUUUCUUUUUCUGUGUAUGUAUUCAUCUUUUCGGUUUGAUAGCACAAUGACAGAAUUAGGAAAACCACUAAGGUACAAGCUAUCGUUGAGAGCGAGUUAUCGGUUUUGUUUUUAUUGUUUCAUUUACAUAUUACAAUCAUCUAAGUGUAUUCAAUGUUUAUUUUGGA